Messenger RNA from Alternaria atra, 1272 nucleotides. RefSeq lists its product as uncharacterized. The transcript has a single exon. NCBI's taxonomy places the organism in Eukaryota, Fungi, Ascomycota, Dothideomycetes, Pleosporales, Pleosporaceae. Bases 1 to 1272 code for a protein of 423 amino acids. The record is from RefSeq and is a predicted model, not a curated record.
AUGGCACCACAAAGAACAAAGAACGUCAUCAAGGACAUUGGAGAAAUCACACGUAACUGGCACAUUCAAAACUUGGCAUCAUGUCUACCAAAAGCGCUAUGGCCCAACCACCAGCCAUCGGAUGAAUGGGGCGACGAUUUAAUCGCACUCAUAAGCCAAAUUUCAUCAACGCCUGCCGCUACCCUUCCGGACUUCAGAUUGAGAUUAAGAAAAGCUAUCAAAGUGCGCCAAGAGAGGAACAGUUCCCGGAUCGGCAGACAGUCAUGGGCCAAAGACGUCGACCUGAAAGCUGUCUUACAAGAGUAUGAACGAGAGGCUGAAGAGACAAGAGCUGAAGAAGCGCAUCCUGCACCAAAGUCAAAAGAAAAAUCUGACAAUCGUACUACCCGCAACACACGCAUUCAGGUCCCCAAAACACCCAUGAACCAUGAAGAUGAAGACGAGGAUGAAGAAGAAGAAGGCUCCUCCGAACCCCUUGCCGGCGGGAAGUACCAAUACCUCAAUGGCGUCCGACCGGUCAAGGUGAACUUGAACCCCAACGCAUCCGCUGCGAAAAAGCCGAUGCGAGCAAAACCACCAACAAGAGGCAAACGACGAAAGGCAGAUGAAGAAGAAGUGACAGACCCUCUCGCAAGAGAACUCCCAAGUCUGGUUUACCAAGAUCCGGAUCCCCGGGUACCGGAUGAUACUGGUUUUCUUUCGGAUCUCGAAGGUGACGGGGUGGAGGGAAAGAGUAAGAAGAGGAAGAAGCGAUUAUCGAGGCUGCAGCAACAGCGUGUUAGGGAGCCGCAUUGGCAGAGGGACUUGGAUAACAUUGUUGUUGAUGUUCCGAGCUUGGAGAAUGGUAUUGACACUCCAACCGUACGUAAAGAGAGCGAAGUUGCCCCGAUCCUUAUUGGGGAAGAUGUGAAGGAUUUGGGUCUCGAUAAUGAGGAAGAUGUGGCCAUGGAGAACGCGGAGGAUACGCAUAUACCCAACGCUGAAGACCCACCUAUCCAUAUCUUACGGGACGUCAUUAUGAACGACGGAGGGGACGUGGAGGUGGAACUGGAAAACUUACCUGAGAUACCGGAGAAUGCGACGGUGACGGAGAGAAGGGAGAUGGAAGAACUGAGAUUAAAGAUGGAGCAGCGAGUAUGGAGAAUUAAGGUAUUGAGAAUCAAGGAGCGGGAGGGCAGCGGUGAGGAUGUAGUCGAGCGAGGAGACGAUGAUAUGAAUGUAGAGAAUGAUGUGGGCGGAAAGAGAGUGUUGAGGAAACGCAGGGGCAAGUAG